AUGCCGCAGAACAAGUUUAUGAGCAGUUAUGCUAAUAAUAGCGUUCAAAGUAAUAUUUAUAAUUUCAAUUCACAUAUAGAAAGCAAUUAUUAUCAACCUUUAUCUUCAUGUACGAAUAACUUGGAUAUAAUUCAGGCAAACCAGCGCCCAUUUAUUUUACAUAAACAAUUUACACCGCCACAAACUCCAAAUAAUCUGCGUUAUGCUUCUUUAUCACCAUUUUCUAGAUUGGAUAAUUUACAGUUUAAAAGAGGACCUAAUAAUAUAUUAAUUAAGAAAUAUUCGACACCAAUUAUUAUGCCCUCCUUAACUUCAAGGCGUGAUGGUUUGAAUACGCCUUCCGUUUCAUUUAAAAAUUUUAACGAAUUUCAAUAUUGUAAUAUACAGGGUUCACAAUCAUCCCCAUAUAAUUCACAUGCAGUUCCAGGAGCAUCUGGCUCAAGAGAAACUCACUUUGCCUUUAAACAGUCGAAUGUGAUUUUAUCAGAUAAUAAAAUAGAAAAGAACUCGACUGAAAAAACAAGUACAGUUAUACCUACAAAUUAUAAUUUAAGUAAGAAAAUAUCGAAAGGUGGGAAAUCUUCUAUUUCUAUUAAUACCCCAAACUUACGAUCAAACAAUGGAAAUGUUAAUCAUGGUGUGGCUAGGGGUGAAAACGCUCCAAAAAGUGCUCAACACAGCUCUUUUUUAAAAAAUGUGGAGCAGUCGGAUACAAAAUAUAACAAUAAUGGCACCAAUUCGGGAUGCCCCUCAGAAACUUUUUCCCAACUUACUUCAAACAAUGAAAUAAUUGAGGUAAAAAAAGACUUAAUAGAAAGAGUCCCAGAUGCGAGUAAUGGCGUUUUACAAAGAUUAAAACCAAAUGAAUAUAUAAAGAUGGAUGACCUAGUACUGGAGCCCGCUACCCAGAGAGGAUCAUUCGGAGUUGUUUUUAAAGGCAGAAUUAGGUCUGGGGUAUGGUCUAAUAAGGAAGUUGCAGUAAAACGGUGGAAAUUUGAUAAUGAAAGCAGAAUCACAGAAGAACAUUUUAAAUCACUUGAAAGGGAGGUUUAUGCAUAUAGAUUAUUACGCCAUCCGAAUAUUUGCUCCUAUAUCGGCGUUUGUUUAGAGCCAGGGUUUUAUGCGAUAAUUACUGAAUACCUCGCAAAUGGAAAUCUGUUCGAGCUAUUGUAUGAAAAUAAAGUCUUAGUUUCUGCUUCCGACAGAUUAAAAAUCUCAAGACAGCUUUGUGAUGCAGUAAACUUUAUUCACCGAAACAAUAUGAUUCAUCGUGAUAUAAAAACGGCGAAUAUAAUUCUUGAUCAUUCAAAUAAUGUUAAACUAUGUGAUUUUGGUCAAACUAGAACAAUGAAUAUUUUAACAAAGACCAGUUCAUUUGGAGUUAUUCUGGAUGAAAACGGUGGAUCACCCAGGUAUAUGGCACCCGAGUGCUUUUAUAUUGGAAAGUCUAUAGAUGAAAAAUCAGAUGUAUGGGCGAUUGCAUGUUGUUUGUUAGAAAUUUUUGGUGGUCCCAUACCCUUUUUUGAAUGUUCUUCAAAUGAAGAAGUAAUUAACGCAGUAGUAGUAGAGAGAAAGAAACCCAAAAUUCCUUCAUGGUUUCAUCCAUCUAUAUCUAACUUACUUUCCAGAUGUUUUGAAAGGAAGCCUUUAAAUAGGCCGUCUUCAUAUGAAAUUUUAAUGAUCCUAAAUGGGUUAAAUUCGGAAGAUAUCAGAAAGUAUGGUAUGAAUGUAAAAAGGAACAUCAAUGGUGACUUGGAACCAGGAAAUAAUGUAAAUUGCACUAAUGGCAACAUAGGGAAUGGAAGGAGAAUAGUAGGAAACUGUAUAGGGGUAGCGCAGCAAAAAAGGAUAGUCGUUAGAGCACCUACAUCCGCAGAUUAA
Cryptosporidium ubiquitum is the source of this 1881-nucleotide messenger RNA. RefSeq names its product protein kinase domain-containing protein. The transcript has a single exon. Bases 1 to 1881 code for a protein of 626 amino acids. Gene Ontology annotation, molecular function: protein kinase activity; ATP binding. Gene Ontology annotation, biological process: protein phosphorylation. The record is from RefSeq and is a predicted model, not a curated record. Lineage: Eukaryota; Apicomplexa; Conoidasida; Eucoccidiorida; Cryptosporidiidae.